This is a messenger RNA of Erythranthe guttata (spotted monkey flower), 1087 nucleotides long. It is a transcript of the gene INP1, whose product is annotated as transcription factor. NCBI's taxonomy places the organism in Eukaryota, Viridiplantae, Streptophyta, Magnoliopsida, Lamiales, Phrymaceae. Gene Ontology annotation, biological process: DNA-templated transcription. Gene Ontology annotation, molecular function: sequence-specific DNA binding. The record is from RefSeq and is a predicted model, not a curated record.
AAUAAUAAUUAAAAGCAGCCGUUUUAAAUUUGAACGCCAAAGAAAACUCUUCCUCUUCUCAUUUUUCUACACCAAUUUCAAGAAAUCUAAUCUUCCUCAAAGAUGUUGAAAUCGGCUAUUUUCGGCCGGAAGAAAACCAGCGCCGCCGCCGCCACGACGGCGUUCAGCGAGUUCUACAACAACUGGAUAUCCACCCUGACCACCACCCUCCUCCCCCAGCUCCGCCGCUCCCUCUCAUCAACUUCCGUCUCCCCCUCCCUCCUCUCCAUCCAGGUCGAAGGCAUGCACCACCACUUCCAGUCGUACUACGCCGCCCUCGACCAGGCCGCCGCCGCCGACGCCGCCCACUGCCUCUACCCCGAGUGGCGCAACUCCCUCGAGAGGCCCUUCCUCUGGCUGGGCGACUUCCACCCUUACCUCUUCACCAACCUCCUCCGAUCAUUUCUUGACGAUCAAGAUUCAUCCGAAGAGGAAGACAACGACGACUACAACAGCAGCGCCGCCGCCGUGAAGGCGGCGCUUGGGAAGCCGUGGCACGUGGCGGUUGCGUGGAGGAGCCCGUCCAAGGAUCUGACGUCCAAGGUGGACCAGAUCGAGUGCGGGCUGCGGCUCAUGGUGCCGGCGCUGGCGGCGCGUCUGCGCCACGCGCAGGCGAGGUUCGUGAAGAGGGUGGGGGCGGAGUGGGGGAUCAACGCCGGCGUGAAGGCGGCGGUUGAGGAGGCGAUGGCGGCGGAGAUGGAUGAGCUGGUGGGGGUGGUGGUGGACGCCAACAGGCUGAGGAGGAGCGUGCUGGCCGAUGUCCUGACGGCGACGAGUGUUUAUCAGGCGGCGGUGUUUCUUGAGGCGGUCGCCGGAUUCUUCGCCGGAUUCCGGGAUGAGAAAUUGCUGAAAGAAUUUAACGAUUGCGGGAAGAAUAUCGAUUGAUUCAUCGGUGAAUUGUCUGUACUAUUUUUUUUCGUUUUUUGGCCCUUGAAAUUAGGGCACUGAUUGGAUUUUAAUUAUGCCCUAAUUAGUUUGUAAUUAGGUUAUAAUAAUAUUCUUCUUUUGAUUUCGAAUUUAUGAAAUAGAUUGGAAAUUAGAUCAAUUA